GUGUUUGUUCACCCUUGUGUUUUCUUUUCUAUCUCCUCAUAUCUUCUCUUCUCUUCUUCAUGGCUUCCAAACAAUUCCAUGUUAUGAUGUUCCCAUGGAUGGCAUUCGGCCAUAUGAUCCCAUUUCUUGAGUUAUCCAAAAAGUCAGCAGCAAAGGGUAUUCGGAUUUCCUUCCUUUCCACCCAAAGAAACGUUAAGAGGUUGCCUUCCAUACAUCCAGAUAUAGCAGACAACAUAAAAAUGGUGGAGCUCCCACCGCUGUCAGUCGAUGGCUUGCCGGAAAACUGUGAGGCUACCGUCGACUUGCAAGGCGAGCAGAUUCCGUAUCUGAAGAAGGCCUGUGAUGGGUUAAAGGCACCAAUUGAAAAGCUAAUGCAAAAGGAUCCCCCAGACUUCAUUCUAUUUGAUAUCAUCCAGAGCUGGAUCCCUAGAACUGCCGCUAAAUUUGGUGUGCCUUGUGUCCUUUUCAGUGCGUUUUCUGCUUGUGCAUUAGCCUUCGCAGGGCCACCUGCUGAGCUGAAGUCCCUCAACCAACGAACAAAACCUGAAGAUUUCACGGUGCCACCAAAAUGGAUUCAUUUCCCUUCUCUUGUCUCCUACAGGCCUGAUCAGGCGGCAGCAUAUUUACAACAUUUUUACUCCCCUGACAUAACUGGCUUGACAACCGGCCAACGCGUCGCUACAACUCUAGAAGGCUGCGACUUUGUUGCAGUAAGAAGCUGCCUGGAGUUCGAAAGAGCAUAUCUCCAUGUCCUUGAAGAACUCUUACGGAAGCCAGUUUUGCCUGUCGGAUUACUCCCUCCAAGGUCUGUGAAGAACAAUCAUGUCGACCCCAACUUUUCUGCUACUUUCAACUGGCUGGAAAAACAGAGACCAAAGUCUGUGGUUUUUGUUGGAUUCGGCACUGAGUACAAAAUGCCCGUUGAACGAGUUCAUGAAUUGGCAGACGGGCUUGAACUCUCUAAGCUUCCUUUUCUAUGGAUUCUUAGAAAUCCCGAUGGACUAGGUAGCUCGGAACUAUUGCCUGGUGGGUUUUUGGAUCGAAUCUCUGACAAAGGCAUGGUUUCUCUUGGUUGGGCUCCACAGAUUGAAAUUUUGGCCCACCCUGCAAUUGGAGGGUGUCUCUUCCACGCCGGGUGGGGUUCUAUUAUCGAGUUGCUUGGCUUUGGACAUCCACAAAUUCUGAUGCCCAUGGUGGCGGACUAGAAUCUGAAUGCUAAGCUAUUAGUCGAGAAGGGUAUUGGCCUUGAGGUUCAGAUCAACAAAGAUGGCUCGUUCGACCGAGAUGCCAUUGCCAAGUCCACGAGGCAGGUGAUGGUAGACACAGAAGGAGAGGCACUAAGACUGAAGGCAGCUCAGAUUCAAGGAGUUUUUGCCAACUAGGACCUUCAUGAGAACUACGUAAACAAUCUCAUUCAAUUCAUGACCUCUUAUAAGAAAAAAGAAAAGGAUCAUCAAAAGCCUAUAGAAAGAUGCUAACAAGUAAGAGGAUGUAUAUGUUUAAGUUGUUGUUUAGAGGUUAUAAAUUUGAGAUAUGAUGUGUUUACAAUCUUUGUACAAGAGUUUGCAUACGAGUAUAUUUGAGUCACAUGAUAUAUAUGUAA
Messenger RNA from Alnus glutinosa, 1603 nucleotides. RefSeq names its product putative UDP-rhamnose:rhamnosyltransferase 1. Gene Ontology annotation, molecular function: UDP-glycosyltransferase activity. The coding region runs from base 60 to 1205 and encodes 381 amino acids. The transcript is spliced from 2 exons. NCBI's taxonomy places the organism in Eukaryota, Viridiplantae, Streptophyta, Magnoliopsida, Fagales, Betulaceae. The record is from RefSeq and is a predicted model, not a curated record.